AUGAACUUCCCGAACAUCUCGAAGAAGAUGGUGGCCCCGGGAGGGGGGGGGCUGAAGCACAGCGCGGGGGACGACAAGGGGGGGGAACACAUCACGGGGAACUUCGACCCCACGGCACUGGAAAGAGGAGCGAAGGCUCUGAAGGAGCUCGACCAGUCGUCGAACUCGAAAAAGGCAUUCGAGCUAAUCAAGCUCCAGGAACUGACCAAGCAGAAGGAAUAUGAAAAACAAAUGGAAGAGCUAUCACUACAGAAAGCGCAAUACCUUAGCAAUAAAAUGAGGAUUGAAAAUGAGGAGAAAAGGAAAACUAUUAACUACCAACAGGAGCAGGAGAGAAUCACAGCUGAAUACAAAACCAGACUUGAAGCAGAAGCAUAUCAGAAAAAAUUACUAGAUCAACAGAGGCAAAACGAAGAAUGGCUAAAAAAUCAACAUGAACAAUAUUUGAGGCAAGAAAACAUUCGAAAGAGAAACGAGCUGGAAUUAUUAAAUUUAAAAAUGAAACAAAUCAAAGAAGAAAAACUCUUGGAAAGAGAAAACAUCAAGGCAAAAAUACAAGAAGAAAAUAAAGGACUCAUAGAAAGAGAAAGGAAAAAUCUUGACAUACAUUUGAAGACGUUAAGAUUGAAAGCAGAUGAGGAAAGGAAAACCAAGUUAGAAAGUAUAAAUAAAUAUUUUGAGCAGUUUAAUAAUUCUAUGUUUUUAUUUUUAAAUGAUAAGGAGAGGUUGUACCGAUUUGUCCUGGUAGUUACGCUCACAUCUGUUGGGAUUUACACAACGAAGCACACCACUAGACUGAUACGAUCCUACGCAGAAACGAAACUGGGGAAGCCAAAGCUCAUACGAGAAACGUCCCUAUGGCAUAUUAACAAAUUUUUUGACAUUUUUAACAUAAAAAAGAACAUUGUUUUGAUGAAAAAAGUUUUAAAAAGAAGAAACAAAAAUCAGGAGAGUAACUUCUUUACCAACAUCGUUUUAAAUGAAGAGUUACAAGAAAAGUUAAGCUGGUCAAUUAAUAGCUUAACGAAUUCGAAAAGGUAUGACCUUUAUUUGAAGAAUAUUUUACUUCAUGGUCCACCAGGUACAGGAAAAACUUUGUUUGCAAAAACGCUAUCCCAUUUUAGCAAUUUCGAUUAUAUAAUAAUCAAUGGAGGUGAUGUGAGUGCCCUGGGGGUUCAUGCUUCGGUAGAGUUAAACAAAAUUUUCGAUUUUAUAAAGCGAAGGAAAAAUAAGAAAUGUGUCAUUUUUUUUGAUGAAGCUGAAGCGUUUCUUAGAAGAGGGAGAAAUGAAUCAUCGGCUCACUUUUCAGAGAGCCUUCGGAACGCAUUGGCUACUUUCCUCUACCACACAGGAACGGAAUCAAAGAAAUUCUGUAUCAUUUUAGCUACCAACUGUAGGGAGAUCCUGGACCCAGCUGUCAUUGAUCGAAUUGAUGAGCAGUACAUUUUUGAUUUCCCAAAAAUUACCGAAAUUAGAAAAAUGCUUUCUCUUUAUUUUAAUAAAUACGUCUUCCCUUUGAAGAAGUACGACAUACUUGUCGACUCUUCAAUCGAUGAUCUCUACUUGGAUGUUUUAGCUAGUCGUCUCGUUGGUUUAUCCGGGAGACAGAUUUCUAAGCUUUGCCUGAACAUACAGAACUGUGUGUUCGGUAGCAAUUCUAAGGUUGUUUCGAAGGAUCUGAUCGAUUUAAUCGUUAGUUGGAACUUAAGCAAUUCGUUUGAAGCUCGCGGGGAGAUGCAGACAAACAUGCACGGCGCUGCUCCUACCCCAAGGGGAUCCGCCAGUGGGAUCUCGCCUGGUGCCAAUAAAGAGGGCGAAUCAAAAUCCGGGGAAAACUCCGGGAAGAACUCUGGACCCGACAUGGGCGUCUGCAGGGGUGCAAACAUGGAAUCCAACUUGGGGGGGAAAUCCAGCACCGUAACAGCCUCCAUGGCAAGAUCGAUGACAGGGCUCAAUGGGGAUGAUUCAAAAGAGGAAAAUUCAACUCAGACGAAGAACAAAGUAGUGAUGCAGAACUGA
This is a messenger RNA of Plasmodium inui San Antonio 1, 2019 nucleotides long. RefSeq lists its product as hypothetical. The transcript has a single exon. The coding region runs from base 1 to 2019 and encodes 672 amino acids. The record is from RefSeq and is a predicted model, not a curated record. Lineage: Eukaryota; Apicomplexa; Aconoidasida; Haemosporida; Plasmodiidae. Gene Ontology annotation, cellular component: mitochondrion. Gene Ontology annotation, molecular function: ATP hydrolysis activity; ATP binding; zinc ion binding. Gene Ontology annotation, biological process: mitochondrion organization.